This is a messenger RNA of Melanaphis sacchari, 1450 nucleotides long. RefSeq names its product SET domain-containing protein SmydA-8-like. The record is from RefSeq and is a predicted model, not a curated record. Lineage: Eukaryota; Metazoa; Arthropoda; Insecta; Hemiptera; Aphididae. The transcript has 3 exons. The annotation marks the transcript as partial.
GCGCCCGUCUGCCUGGCGUGUUACUCGCCCGCCGCCGAUUACAGGUGUUCGGCGUGUGGGUGGCCGGUUUGCGGGCCGCCGUGCGAGGCCGCGCCGGCGCAUCGGGACGCCGAGUGCCGGCUGAUCGGCGGCCAUUACGACAGCCGCCGGUCGGCCGCGUACUGCUUCGUGAUGCCGCUUCGGUGCAUGCUGCUGCUGCACCAACCGGACGGUCGUCGGGCCGCUGAGUUCCGGUCGUUACAGUCGCACCUGGACGACAGGCUGGACACGCCGCUGUACCGGGCGUACGCCGUCAACGUGGCCGCGUUCGUGCUGGACCGGCUGGGCUUGCGGUCCGCGGGCCACCCCCACGACCACCGGUCUGCCCUCGAGGCGGCCGCCGUGCUAGACACGAACGCGUUCGACGUGCGCCGACCGGGUGGCCGGAACUUCCGGGCAGUGUACGCGCGCGCGUCCAUGAUGGCCCACUGUUGCACGCCGAACACCAAACACGUGUUUGUCGGCGACGCGGCCGACGGUCAGCCGUCCAUCCGCGUGAUGGCCGCGGUGCCCAUAGCUCGCGGCCACCCCGUCACGGCCACGUACACGCAGACGAUGUGGUGCACGCGCGACCGGCGCCAGCACCUGUUGGCCGCCAAGUGUUUCGAGUGCGCGUGCGCGCGGUGCACCGACCCCGAGGAACUGGGCACGCACAUGGGCUCGGCGGCCUGCGGCGGCCAGUGUCGGAACGGUCUGGCCACGGCGGCGGGCCGGUGGCUCUGCGCGACCUGCGGACGACCGGCCGCCGACGUCGAUGCGGUUCAGGCGCUCCGAGCCGUCGGAGAGCUUACUAAGAGUCGCGACUGCACCGGAUUCGAAAGGUUCUUGGAACGGGUCCGGGACGGUACGAUGCCGCCGCUGCACGACAACCACCACGUCACGGUGGGCGUCAAGUACGCACUGACCCAGCUGUACGGUGACCGGAUUUCGGAUCUGACCGCGAAACAACUGGAAAACAAUGCGAACAUAUGUGAACAACUGUUGCGGCUGGCCGACGUCCUGGAACCGGGAAUCACGCGAUUCCGGGGACUUCUGCUCUACUAUCUGGUUCGCGGUCUCAAACAGCUAAAGCGGAUAAAACACAGAUCGAACAACAACAAGAUGAUCAAAAAUUAUGCCAGAGAAGCGGUGGCCAUUCUGAAAACCGAACCCGAUCUGGUGCAUUUGGUCGAACAGUUACAAUGACAACGAUUGUCUCAAAAUGUCUACUCUUUGAUCACCGUCAAAUGUUAACGCCGUAGUAUAAUGGCAGUGUUCCAUUAAUUUUAUAAUCGAUAGUACUUUUAUGUUAUCAUUAUAUUGUCACGAUAAUAAACCACGAGUGCAACGUUGCAGGAACUUAAAACCAUUCGUUCAUACUCGUAUUAUAUUAUACUUUUGUACUAAUAUGUAUUUCCCAUUGAAAUCGUAA